Penaeus monodon (black tiger shrimp) is the source of this 2957-nucleotide messenger RNA. Its product is annotated as CD82 antigen-like. The record is from RefSeq and is a predicted model, not a curated record. Gene Ontology annotation, cellular component: membrane. Bases 392 to 1147 code for a protein of 251 amino acids. Lineage: Eukaryota; Metazoa; Arthropoda; Malacostraca; Decapoda; Penaeidae. The transcript has 7 exons.
AGAGGCAGUGGAGCCGCGGAGCGAACGGAACGAAGCAGUUGCUGCCUGCUGUCCGUCUGAGGGGGACGUCCCGCCUUCGCUUGGAGUUCGUUCUUGUGUGAUUGUUAUUACGGUGUCGAAAGAAAAACAAGGAGAAACAUCACACACUUUUUAAAACAUUCCCGGCGACACCUUCAAUUACUUAUUCUAACGACGUUUUAACAUACAGUUAUUGAACUUUUACGAUUCCAUUGAUAGUUUUAUCAACUGAAGGAGUCAAAUCUGUCAACAUUUAAAGCCACAGACUACCGAGGUUUCAGAGACAAGUGACCUCAAAAUCUGUCGCAACGGGUACUCAACUCCAUCGCUCCCGACGGCCUCCCGUUCGUAGAGGCGCAGCGUAAGAAGGAAAAUGAAUCUGAAACGACUGAACAUGUUUAGUAUGGAGAACAAGCUGGUCGGCUGGCUGAGACACGUCCUCACGGUCAUCUCCGUUAUAAUUUUCAUCGUCGGCUGCGUGAUCCUGGGCUACAUGGCGUGGGUCCUCGCCACCUCCAUCACCGUGUCGCGAUUCCUCUCUGGAACCCUGAUCUUCACGUACAGCGUCCUGGGCGUCGGGUUCCUGUUCUUCCUCACCGGCCUCGUCGGCUGGGUCGCCAGCGCGUCCGAGGUCCUCUGCCUGCUGCGCCUGUACCUGAUUGCACUCGUCCUGGCCAUCGCCACGGAGAUCGGGGGCCUCAUCGCGCUCAGCAUCCUCGACACCAAGCUGGAAAUGGUACUCCUGAACGGUUGGGCUGAGGUCAACCAGGGGACACGCAACAUUGUCCAGAAUAAAUUCAACUGCUGCGGAUUUUAUGGACCCAAGGAGUUUGCCUACACUAACUACCCUCUCAGCAAUUCAUGUUAUGAUGGUGCAUCGGAGACGGAUGUCGAUGCCUUCACCAAUGCCCAGCAGCUUAAGCAGACUGGAUGUGGCGCCCCACUCAAAUAUUGGCUGGACGAUAACAAAGCUGUCUGGUGCUCUGUCCUGGCGGGUCUCGGGGGCCUCCAGCUGAUGUGCGUGAUUCUCUGCAUCCACAUCAUCCACAAGCUCAAGGACAAGUCGGGCUACAAGAGGACCUCCUCCAAGCGGCGCCUCCACGACGAGAAGUCGGCGUACUCCCUGUGAGCCGUCGACCACCAUGAACUCAUAUGGUGAACUCGGAUGUUUGUCGCCUGUGUUCCAUCUCCCAGCUUUUCCUGGUUGUGAAACUCCGUGGGAAGUAAGGCUGUAGCUAUCACUUUCGACCUUCAUUUGACAAUUCUUCACCUGGCCCUUUCUGUAUUUGAAUAUUUUAAAUUCAUCUCCGCAUAUAUCUAUCUAUUUGGAGGAAUUAUAACGAUUUUAUAUCUCUUUAUUUAUUCCAAUACAAAAUUAUUUUUAAAUUGUUGUUAUUUAAAAUUUAAUUGUUAAAAACUGAAAACGUUGUAAACGUUUCCUUGUUCACAAUAGCUAUAAAGCAAAAUCAAUGACCUUGACACGUCUUGAGAUAUACAUAUAGUAGUACGGACUUAAACAAUCAUAUUUAGCAAUGCCAAGCAAUUAAGCCAUGAAAAUGUGCCAUCAGUUGUAGUAGUGCUCUCUGUGUUCAGGUAUAUCUGUGUGGUUUAUCAGAAAGUGUCGAGGCAGACGAGUGGUAGUACCAAGAGAAUAAACUUUCUAGUUCACCAUAUGGUUCAUGCAAUAGUAGUGGUCGACGGGAACAAAUGAAUCUCGGUUUUUCUAACAUCGAAGUCUCAAUUCGAGUCCUCUACUUCAUCUGUUAGGCCGCGCCACACGGUCGAGCUCUGCCCGAAGACUGUACUUCAGGACAAAGUCUGCGGCCAAUACUCGUGACGUUUGUGUGUGCCGGAGCCGAGUUGCUCUAUGCGCAUUAAAUUUGAAGUAGAUUGUCCACGUUGCAAGUGGUUGGGUGCGGUACGGUUAUAAAUUGGUGAUUUCGCUCAAUGUCGGGCACGGUUAUUCGGUUGUCUGCCCGCUAAAGAUGCUCGAUGAUGGGCAAAGCCCCCCUUUUCCGCCAGGCAGUGCUUGGCCGUGUGUAAGCGGCAUUAGUCAAGCAAAUUACUUUGCAUUUUUUUAAUAGUCUACUAUACCUCUAUACCUCUUUCUGGCAGAUGAAAAAUAAUUAGAAACACUCCGUUUGAUAUGAUUUUAUUCCUAUAAAAAUAUGGCUUCAUUAAUUUCGAGAGGAAGGUAUUCUAUAAUUUUGUACUUGAACCCCAACUGACCAAUAAAUACAUUGCUACGAACUUUAUAUAAUUCUGUACGAUGCUCCGUAUAAUGAAAACAUUUAGACUUUAUAAUGUAAGUGGUUAUCGGCAUCAAGAGUUUCGCUAAUUGUUUCGGAACUUUUGAUCCUGAUGAGGUUACAUACGUUACCUGUUAUUGUUGAUUAUUUUGUUGAAGUGGCAUGUGCGGUACUGUAGCUCAUGAAUGUACUGUGUAACUAUGUCUGAUCUUAUAAAGCAACAUAGUACACUCAUGUUUAUCUUAAUGCUGUAUCAUUUUAAUAAUUUUAUGUCGUCUAUGUCCCUCAGAGAAAACAGAGAGAUUGAAUUAUUUUUAUACCGCCUUUAGGAUGUGCAACCAACAUUACUCUGUAUGUUUCAGUGUCUGGAAGCCCAUAAACAGAUUAGACAGUCGAGAAUAUGAUGUUUGUCCUUCGCUGCUUAUAUGUUCGCUUUCCUUCUCCAGUGUAUGUGCGGUUUGUUUCACACUACUUCUGCCGCUACGUUUUGUGGAGCCUUGUUUGUUUGUUGUUUGCUGUAUCCUUUCCUCAGCCUCUUUGUUUUAUGACUAUUUUGACCGUAAGUAGACUUUUGACUUACUUGUAUAUAUGUACAUCACCUUUUCCCGCUUUUAUAAAUGUAGAUAAAUUCAGCUGUUUUAGACAUGAAAUCAAUCAUUGUUUUUUAUCAAUAAAAUUUCUCUUGGACUA